AUGCUCAAGGCCCUGGCUCCCAUCACGACCCUCAUCCUUCUCUCGGCGGCAGGCCUCACGGAACUCAGCACGUAUAAAAUCAUCAACAUUGCCGUUAUCGUUUUGGCUGUGGUUAUGUCCUCAAUAGGUGAAUUCCAGUUCGCAUUGAUGGGUUUCAUCUCUCAGACUCUUGGAACAGUCGCGGAAAGCGCUCAUCUGGUCCUGAUGCAGCGGUUCUUGGCAGCUUGUCCCCACAGCCCUGAACGUUCACAGCAGCCCAACGCCGGGGAUGAUGAGAUGGCUCUUACCAGCAGCCGCAGCAGUAGCGAUCAUGAGUCAGAUAACGAAAAUUCAGGUGCGCCAUCUAGUUAUCACUCCGAGGAUGAUGACUGGAAUGGUCGGCCGAUCGAUCGCCAUGGCGCCUCGGAGACAUCACAGGACGAGCUUGGAAAUCGAGACUGCGGUGAGGCAAAACAAACAAGCUCAUUGAGUUGCCUGUAUUAUUAUGCCCCGGUAUGGGCAUUUUUGAAUCUGCUGAUGGCGCUCGUGUUUGAGCGGCCCGAGUUCGAUUGGAAGGACUUGGAACGCGUGGGAGUGGGAAUGUUGGCUCUCAGCGGAGCAUUAGCAUCUCUAGCAAGCGUUAUGAGCUUUCUCCUGAUCGGCAGAACCUCAGCCCUGACAUUGAGCUUUGCCGACAUCCUCAAGUCAAUCCUGCUCGUGGGUGCGUCCGUAACCAUUUGGGCCACGCCAAUUACAGGUCUCCAAGCAUUUGGAUACUUUGUUUCCCUGGCGGGCAUGUCCUACCUCGCGCUUUCCGCGAAUUCCGACUCGCCCCGUGUUGUCUUGAUGGAAGGCUUGCGCCGAUAUGCUGGUCGGUCGAAGGGGUGA
Diaporthe batatas is the source of this 867-nucleotide messenger RNA. RefSeq lists its product as uncharacterized. The transcript is spliced from 2 exons. Bases 1 to 867 code for a protein of 288 amino acids. Lineage: Eukaryota; Fungi; Ascomycota; Sordariomycetes; Diaporthales; Diaporthaceae. The record is from RefSeq and is a predicted model, not a curated record. Gene Ontology annotation, molecular function: antiporter activity. Gene Ontology annotation, cellular component: endosome; trans-Golgi network; Golgi apparatus.